This is a messenger RNA of Molossus molossus (Pallas's mastiff bat), 2195 nucleotides long. It is a transcript of the gene KIZ, whose product is annotated as kizuna centrosomal protein. The transcript is spliced from 12 exons. Bases 319 to 2193 code for a protein of 624 amino acids. The record is from RefSeq and is a predicted model, not a curated record. Gene Ontology annotation, cellular component: centrosome. Gene Ontology annotation, biological process: spindle organization. Lineage: Eukaryota; Metazoa; Chordata; Mammalia; Chiroptera; Molossidae.
UAUCCAGGCCUUUGGACUUUGUCCUCGACGGUACACUCCCAGCCCACCAGGACUUCCUGAAUGCUACGUGCUCUGGCUUCUAGCUCUGCAAGAGAAUCAGAGGUCAACAUCAUAUCAUCAACAUAAUGGAACAAGUGUAGAUGCAGAGGUUUGUUCCAGGACACUAAGUCCUGGGCUACCAAACCAUGACAGAGCAUGGACUAUGCAAAUAGCCUUGAGGAUCCAUUAAUGAUGCCUGAAUCAGUCAUAAGGGAGGUUUUGAAAUGGUGAUUGUCUAAUCUUCUACAUCGAUAACUGUUGAUUUCUUGCUAUAAAUAAAUGAAAGGGAGAAAUUUGAAGGGAAGAAUUAUCCUUAUCAAUAUCAAUAUUACUAUAUUGAGAGCAUCUGUUGAAUAUAACAAGAUUGAGUAUGAGACUCAAAUUAAGAAGAUGCAGCUACUGUCAGAAGAUAGCCUGGGAAUAAAAGGUGAACUGAAAAAUGAAGACAGAGAAAAGGUUACAGUGCAGGCAAGAAUGAACUCAGGGGCAGCCAUGUCAAGAGGAUUGUAUCAACCAGCAACAGUCUUUAUGGGCAUCCAAAUGUCAGCUAUCUCAAGCAUUGGAGAUUUCAGUACAGUGCAGAAAUCUCCCCAACCUACAAAGAACUUUUCAAUUCCUGACCCACAUUCACACCAACAGACAGCCCAGAGCUGUAAUGUGACAGACAGCUAUGUAGUAGAAACUAAUAGUGACACACAGUGCUUAAAUAAGUCUCACAAAAUAGAUGGAAAGACAUCUCUUCAGAUUGGUGAGAAAAUGCUAGUCACAGCCAGCGUAUUGUCUGAGGAAAAACAAGCUCAUUGCUUGGAGAUAGGAAGCAACACACAUCAUGGCAAGAAUAAUUUAUCUGAAGGCAAAAAGUCUGCUGAAUUUCAUUCCCUGUUAUGGAAAAGAUUAAGUCCAGAGAACAGAACCACUGAUUUAAAGUGUGACAGUUCCAGCAGAUCAGAGGGAUCAGAGGGAGAAAUUCUGACACAAGAACAUAUUGAAGUCAAGGAAGAAAGAGCCAGACUGCCCGUCUCUCUGAUAUCGGUCUCAGAACACUGUACAUCUGAAAAUAAGUGUUCUCAAGAGAAGCAGUCCGCUGAGGAAGGUUUCUCAGAUCAUCUUCCUCAUGGGGACCCAAAGUCACAGAAGCCCUUCAGAAAAAUGCGGGAAGAGCAGGAGGAGGAAAGUUUGAGCAGCAGUGACCUUACAGUUUCUGUAAGUGAAGAUGAUCUUAUUUUAAAGAGUCCAGAACCACAACCAAAUCCAGGUGACGGGAUGGAGGGAGAAGAUGGAACAGAGGCCUUAAAAUUAAUCCACUGUGAGCAAGAAAGAGAUGCCCCAUCCACUGAAAAACAUAAUUGUAUUUUGCAAACCCUAAGCUUUCCUGAUUCAAAAAAGGAAUCCUCUACUAACUCACCAACAAGACAGCUCUAUAAUCACAGUGGCAUUCUGAAAGAAGACCUUGAAGGCUAUGGAGCAGCUGCCCUUCACCAGCUUCUCAGACUCUCACCUGGAGGUGGCAGCAAUGAAAAGCAAGACAGAUCUGAACAAGCACCGGCCUCAGGCUUAUUAGGGGCACGUUUGGAUCAGCAUGUUGCUGUUUUGAAAGAAUAUGAUAAUUCUAUUAAAGAAGAGGUAGCUAAACUGUCUGAAGUUUUCCCAGUCAAAAAUGUAGACCAGAGGAAAAAGGUAAUAGCAUUACUGAAAAGAGCCCCCACAGAAGAGUGUGAGGAUAGGUCGGCUAUUCACAGUAAUGAAUCAUCUUGCAGCUUGCCAUCUAUUCUGAAUGACAAUAGUGGAAUAAAGGAAGCGAAACCCAAUCUGUGGUUCAACAGAGUUCUUACAAGGGAACAAGACGUUUCAUGGGGCUGCAGAGAUGAGAGCAAGGAAGAAAGCAUGGUAGCCAAGGUUCCAGUCACAGGUUUGAACAUUGGCAGUGGUACAUUGAAGACAAAGACAACUAACAAAAUCACUUCAGAAGAUAGUUUUUCAUCUAGCGAAGGAAGUCCUUUGUCAAGCCAUGAAAACAAAAAGAAACUAACUACCAACUUAAAGUCUAAAGGCUUCAGGAGUGAGUCUGAUGACAGUAACUCAGAAAUUGAAGCUGCUUUACGUCCUAGAAACUAUAACACAUCCAUGGAUGAUUUUGAUGAUUUUUAUGACUAAUA